AUGGCGUUUGGGGUCCUGCUGAGUUCAGAGGUCAAACUAGAGUUAGCUGUGUUGAAACAAGAACAGCCCAACAAUAAAGACAACAACAACAACAACAACAAUUACAAUAACAACAAUAAUAGCAACAACAAACAAUCGGUCAAAAUAUUAGAGGCAACUCAGGGUUCCAACUUGGUUAUUAAGUGCCCAGCGGUCAUCAGCAGACCACCACCUUCUUAUAGUAUCACCUUCAAUAAUGCGUCCCUUCGUCUCAUUGAUCGACAUGUCCUAACUAGUUUCGGAUUAUUUCAAAUACUAAAAGUGGACUCGUCCGACGAAGGGGUGUACAGGUGUGUGGCCAGUAACAACGUUUCAAGUAGUAGCUUAACCUUAGAACCGGCCUUUCAAUUAGCUAUCGUUAAACAAGACAGACACAGAGACGGACAGAGACGGACAGUGACAGACAGACAUUCUCAAUUAGUGGAAACAGCUGAAUUCCGUUAUCGCUUGAAAGUUGCAUCAGCAGACGAUCGGGUAAAAUUGUACGUGCCAAGCAAAAACGUGACCUUGACCUCUAAGCAGAAUUUGACCUUGGAAUGUCUCACCUCUGGUCCUAGUGACGUGAAUGUCACGUGGGGCAAAUAUGGCGGGUAUUUUACGAGCUCAAAAACUCAGCAAAAAUCGGGUCGCCUAACGAUAACAAACGUCCAACGAAACGAUAUCGGAACGUAUGAAUGCAAAGUUUAUCCUAAUAACAAUAACGCUGACAUCAACAACAACAUCAACAACAACAACAAUGACGAUGAUGAUAGUAGGAAUGAGGAAGAUGAUGGUAGUAGUAGUAGAGGUGUCAAUCAAAAAGUUGUCACGGAAACUGUAUCGGUCAUGGUUUACGACACAACGGUCACCUUAUCAAACAUCAACGAAAAGCAAGAGGGCAUCUACCAAUGCUUCGCCAGCAACUUAAUCGGGUCAGCCAAUAGUGCCGCAAGGCUGAUUUUAUCUAGGUCAAACCAGGUCAAAGACCAAAGACAAAACAACAUCGAAAUUUACAACAGCAUCAACAACAACGACAACGACAUUGAAGAAGAAUGGCGCAAAAAAACCACACCGGCCAUCGUCGUCAUCGUUACCAAAGACGCAAAAUAUCGACGCUGGGAUACAAUAGAUGAUAUGGUAUCCUAUAAUGAUAGAUCGUACGUUGUAUCUAAUGAUAUCAUGCUGCCAGGCAAAACUUACCGUUUCCGAAUCUGUCUCUUUGACGCGAGACGACCUCGACCUUGUAGAUUUAGCCAAGAAUCAAACAAACUAUUUAUAACAGACGAUCAGCAGCAGCCAAUAGAAUCGCAGCAUCAGCAGCAACAUCAGCAGCAAAUAAAAACGCAGCACCAACAUCAACAGCCAAUUGAAUUGCAACAUUCAAAUGUGGUGAAACCUCCUCAGCCAAUCAUCGUAGAGGCUUCGUCGCCCUCCUGUACGGAGAUCUUGAUUCGCUGGCAGGUACCUGGUUAUGACAUACAAGAUAUAGACGGUGUUUACAGCAUAUCGACGAAUGACUAUGAUGAUGACGAUGACGAUGAUGAUGAUGAUUACAACUACAAUGAUGACGACGACGAUGAUGAUGUUGCUGGUAGUCAUGAUUAUGAUACUGAUUUACAUUAUAAUAAUGAUGAUAAUGGUAGAGAUGACGAAGGCGAUGAUGAUGAUGAUGUUAAUAAUGAUUAUCUGAACGAUGUUUAUGAUGCUAAUGACGAUGAUGAUGACGAUCCCAAACUCAACGAAAGUAACACAUACGGUAACAAUUACGUAAAGAAAGGCCUUAAUAACAAAAAAAUUAACGGCGAUAAUAAUAACAACAACAAUAAUAAUAAUAACCCAAAAAACAAUAAUAAAAAUAAAAGAAGAAAAAUUAAUGGCAAAACAAGAAGAGAUAGAAGGAGCGUAAGAAAAGGCAUACAACACUUCUACAUACAUUAUGCCCCGUACGAGCACCAGACAGCAGUCCAGACUUUGAAAGUUGACAGCGGGAGAAGUAGAGAUGUGUUGGUGGCGAAGUUGAAGCCCUCCACGGCCUACCUGUUUAAAAUGCAAAGUGUAUUUUACGACGAAAAUGAGAGUGAUUAUAGCAAGCCUAUUGUGGAAUGCCAACUGCCUGCAAACCACAUCAACAACGAAUACAACAACAACAUCAACAACAACAUCAACAACAACAACAACUUUGACUACAACAACAACAUCAACGACAACAACAACAGAUUCAACUACAAAAACGAGAAACAAACCAAAAGCACCAGCCCUAAAAAUCUGCAAAAUGUGGCAAGCCCCGACUUUGCCAGCCAGUCUCUCUACGUGAUUGGUGGGGUAAUGUCUGUCCUCGUUGUGGCCGCUUUCGUGGCUGCUGUCGCCAUCUGUUGCUAUAAAAAAAAGAAAAAGAAUGGAUGCAACGAUAAAAACCCACACCUCAACCAAUCACUGAUGCAUUGCUACCAAGGCAGCCACCAUCACCAUCAUCUGAUUGGUCCAAAUGAGACCGUAUGCUCCACCCAUCUGCCAUCCUGCAACGGACAUUGUACGUUAGGAGGGGGCACUGUUGAAUACUGCCAGCCAAUGAACGUCGAGGAUUCUGUCAGGGCUCUUCCCAUUGGGUCAAAAUUUCAAGCCAACUGCACUAAACUACCUCCAGAAUUAACACUACCGCAUCCACCUCAUCAACAGUUUUCUUGUCAGAAAAGCCUAACCUACUCAAAAUGUACAAACAUCAGUAAUAAUAUCACAGACGAAGGCGUUUUGUAUGACCAGCUGACUGAUCCAGAAGAUAGAAACUGCACUACCAUCAACAACAACAACAAAAACAACAACAUCAAUGACAUCAACAAUUCUAAUUUUGCCGUCUGUAGCAACAUCAACAGCUGCAGCAGUAAUGGCAGCGGCAGCCACAGCCACAACAGCAGCAGCAACAACAACAACAAUGAAAUUUUAUUAAAUUACACUAGUAACAACAACAUCAACAACAACAACAACGCUAACAGCGCUUGCAUUUUAAAUUUUAAUUCAUUUCAGCAACAGCAACAAGUUGCAACAAACCAGCCUCAACCACUCACCUCAGAUGCUUAUUGGGUCUUGGAAAACCAAUCAAAUCUCAACAAUAACAUCAACAACAACAACACUAACACCAACAACAUUAACAACAACAAUUACAGUAACCCACAUUCAGAUGAAAGCGUCAGCGGCGAGAGUAGUGGCGGAUAUUACGUCACAAACCACAAUGUGGCCACCGACAACCACAACUACCCACACAACAACAACAACAACAAAAGUUUAUUUUUACAACAACAACAAAAUCAGCAACUAUUUUUGCAAAAACCGGCGCUUAACACAACAAGCGAAUCAAUGCUAGAAAAUAAUCAUCAUAGUAGGAAAAACAACCCAACGUCACCUUCAACCCGAUUGGCCAAUCCUAAUUUCAAUUCGACCAAUCAGCUAACGCAGCCUUUUAUACAGCCACAGAUGUAUUGCCUAACUAGAAACAAUGUUACAAAUUGUGAGAAAGAUCAUGAUGAUGGAAAUGAUAUCAUGGCCUAG
This is a messenger RNA of Helobdella robusta, 3561 nucleotides long. RefSeq lists its product as hypothetical. Gene Ontology annotation, molecular function: protein binding. The record is from RefSeq and is a predicted model, not a curated record. The transcript has 16 exons. Lineage: Eukaryota; Metazoa; Annelida; Clitellata; Rhynchobdellida; Glossiphoniidae. The coding region runs from base 1 to 3561 and encodes 1186 amino acids. Gene Ontology annotation, biological process: cell-cell adhesion; axon guidance. Gene Ontology annotation, cellular component: axon; plasma membrane.